CUGGCUCGUGUAUCUCGUUUCGGAAAGGUUCUGUUCGAUUGGUAAACGUGCCCUGUCUCUUUCCACUCCAUCCAACCUAACCUUUUCCAGAAAAGAUAGCCCCAAACGAAUACGCCCUUAGUUACAUUACAUUAUAUGUUGUUGUGUUUCUCAUUACAGUGUGAUUUUGUUAUUAUAGGAUGGAUGGACUGCAUUACAUUUUGCUGCCUUUCAUAAUCACGUUCCAACUGUGAAGUGUUUGUGUGAACAAGGUUGUAAUAUCAAUACAACUAACAAUGAUGGAAUGACAGCACUUCAAGUAGCUGAAGAGAGAAAACACCAUGAUGUCAUUGAAGUUUUGAAAUUUUUGAAUGAUAAAUCAGUCAAGCCCACAUCAUCAUUGCCUGUCAACUCUUCAACUUCUUCUGUUGUCGAUCGUCUUGGUCCUGAAGGAAAAGCUCUUUUUGAUCAAGCAUGCAAGAAAGGCGAAGUGCCAGGCAACAAGGUGUUGAUUGAUAGUAUGGGGGAGGAAGAUACGGGAAAGUCAUGUCUGGAAGCUUCAAUGACAGACAAACCGUUUGUUGAAGGUCAGGAGAGCACGGAGGGAGUGAAGGUGAAGAUGAUGAUCUCACAAGUAGUUGGACACGGCACCGACUGGAAGGAAUUGAAAAGUGAAGAGGAGAGACAAGCGCAUCUCAGCAAGCUAUUGGCAAGAGAAUUUGUAGUUUAUGACAACAAACAACAGACUGGCACAGCCAAGCAAGACGAGCAAGAGAAAUACCCACAAGCAAGUUCUACAGAAUCUGAUUUGAAGUCAAUGUAUGCUGAAUCUGAGAGUCAUCCAAUAGGAUACGAGGAUUUCAAACUUGCCAAAGAAAUGGAUCGAGAUGUAGAUGUGGCCAUUUAUCGUAUGGAGAAGAAUAAGGAGGAGAUGCGCAAAUGUGGCGAAAAAAAAAAAUGAUCAAUG
Corticium candelabrum is the source of this 946-nucleotide messenger RNA. RefSeq lists its product as uncharacterized. Bases 284 to 940 code for a protein of 218 amino acids. The transcript is spliced from 4 exons. The record is from RefSeq and is a predicted model, not a curated record. NCBI's taxonomy places the organism in Eukaryota, Metazoa, Porifera, Homoscleromorpha, Homosclerophorida, Plakinidae.